UAUACUCAAAUGGUAGCAACAGUUGACUGUCAAAGAAGUUAAAUCAAUUGAUAAUACAGAUGAGUUCAUCUGAGCGACCAUUAUAUCGAUCACCUUUGGUGUCCUCUCUGUCCACACCCGAAGUGUUUCAUACAUUCAUUACAAAUCACGAGAAGGGACUGAAGGAUGGCUUUUAUAACUCCAUUGCAUUGAUAUUCUUGAUGUUUGUGGUGAUUGUCAUCUAUAACUGCUAUUGGAUUCUUCAGCCAUUUCUUAGACCUCUUGUAUGGGCAAUACUUUGCGGAUCAGCUCUUCAUCCGUUUAAACGACAACUACAACUAUGUUCGCAAAAGUGGAUAACAGAUCUGAAAAGUGAUGGCAAACCCAUAACAUUGGGUACACUAUGUCUACCAUUGAUUAUUAUCAACAGUGGACUCGAUGUGAUAAUUGUGUUAAUUCAUGUGAUAUCACUAUUUGGUACUUCCGGACAAAUUUUAUUUUUAUUAUUUAUUUCAAUUAUAAUUAUCGGUCUUUUAAAGACUUUAAUUACUGGUCAAUCUAUUUCUGGUUCUAACGAUCAAACAGAUGGUUUAGUUGAUAUGUCGAUUAAACUCAAGAAUAUAUUUAAUUCUAUGAUCGUGUCAUUCAAUAAUUUUAUUCGUUAUAAGGAUACUGAAGAACCAAAUGAAGAAAUAGAAGAUAAAAGUGGCGAAAAUGUUAGCAAUGAUGAGAUAAAAAUGUAUAAAUCUGUUGCCACGAGUCCACAGAACUGGUCUGAAGUUAGCAAUGAAUCUAUUAGUCGGAGGAGUAGUAAUGUCUCAAAUAAAUCUUAUACUAAAAACCAAAGCAAUACUUAUUUAUGUACUGUUUUAUGGGCUGUUGUUUUUGUCCAACUUUGGUCUCAUCGAAGUAUCAUUUAUUUGGUUUUGAUUCCCAUUGUAUUUAAAUCAUUGAUUAUAUUCUCAUCUUAUUUAUCAAGUCUUUUAUUUGAAGAAAAAGAUCGACUCAUUAGAUAUAUUGAGAAAAAAAGUGAAGUUAUUUUCACACCAUUUAUACAAAGACUUUGGAAUUACUUCAAAAUUGGUGAUAAACUGAUAAUGGAUCUGAUAGAGGCAUCGUUGAACAGUUURACCAGUUUAUCAGUUAUAUGUCUGACUGUUAUCUCAAUUUUAUUUAUCGGAAUAUUCAUAUCAAUUCAGAUUUAUGGAGAAAGCUUGCAAUUAGUUAAUUUGAUGGGAAAUAUAUUUAAUAAAACAAUUAGCUAUUACCCAGAAGCCACCCAAUUGUUACCCGAAAGUAUAAAAGGAGUGGACGGCAUGUUGGAUCAGAUGGUCAAAAAUGGUUAUGAAUACGGGCGACAAUAUAUUAAAAAUUCCAUAAGAAAUACAUUAGACGUCGACUCUAAUGUCACACAAAGUAAAGCCGUUGAAAAACAAAUACUUGAAAUAUGGGACAGGGCUUACCAUUUAUGGCUUAUCCGUAACACAAAUGAGACCAAUUCGGUGCCUAAGAAGGGCCCGUAUGAAUUUGAUAAGCUAUACAACGCAUUCAAGACAUUGAAUUUAAAUCUUGUCUUCAAUAUAGUCAAAGAAAAUAUCGAUACAUUGAUCUCAAUAUUUGAAUCCGUAUGGCUUCUCCUAAAAGGCAAUAUCUCAUUAUUAUUUACAGCUUUGGCCGCCGUUUUCUCCACAUUAUUAGGCGGCGGAUUAGGUCUCAUGAAUUUAGUCUUAAGUUUUAUAAUCUUCACGACUGCUCUCUUCUAUUUAUUGUCUGCAAGUGGAGAGUACUAUAAACCGGUAGAACUGGUAAAUCGUAUAUUUCCUUCAGAAGUGACUUCACAAGAAGUGAGUGUUAGUUCCAACAACAAGUUGGGUCGUGCGGUUGAAGAAGCUAUAAAUGGAGUUUUUACCGCAUCUCUUAAAAUGUCCGCAUUUUAUGGACUUUACACUUGGCUGACACACAGAUUAUUUGAUGCAAAUAUUGUUUAUAUACCUUCAGUAAUGGCGGCCACAUUCGGUGCCAUACCAUUCCUCAGUGCCUUUUGGGCCUCUUUUCCUGCUUUUUUGGAUCUAUUCUUUGUUCAAAAUGAGACAACAAAAGCUGUUUUAUUGUUAAUAGUUGCCUAUACGCCCUCAUUCUUUGUCGACUCAACCAUAUAUAGUGAGAUUAAAAGUGCAGGACAUCCAUACCUAACAGGUCUGGCCAUUGCGGGUGGAGUUUUCUACUUGGGUUUUGAAGGGGCACUUAUUGGACCUAUUCUUUUAUGUUGUCUGUUUGUGGCCUUUAAUAUUUACAGCUCUAUUAUGCAGGAAAGUACAGCACCGACGGCAACAACAGGUCACUCACAUUCGCACAAAAGAGAUUUAUUUAAACGAAUGUUAUCACAAAACUAA
Oppia nitens is the source of this 2372-nucleotide messenger RNA. Its product is annotated as transmembrane protein 245-like. NCBI's taxonomy places the organism in Eukaryota, Metazoa, Arthropoda, Arachnida, Sarcoptiformes, Oppiidae. Bases 60 to 2372 code for a protein of 770 amino acids. The record is from RefSeq and is a predicted model, not a curated record. The transcript is spliced from 8 exons.